AUGACGGAAGAAGCGAUAGGAGUUAGCUCCGUGGGCAGAUCUACGGAUACGAUACCGUUGGAAGAUACAGGUAAUGAUGAUCAGCCACAAUCGCGAUUGGCCUUAUUUAACAAUACAAGAGAAGAUAUUACACGACGGCUCAAGUAUAUUGGAAAACACUUCAAUAUUCUCGAUAAGUUGUUCAAGAAAAAUAACAAUAUAGCUCGUCUGCAGUUUGGAGCGAAUGCGGAUGGUGUCUUCAGCAACCUGAGUGCGAAACUGGACCAAAACUCUGAGCAGAGGGAAAGAGACAAACCUCCAACUUAUGAAGAAGCAUCUGCCGACAUGGCCCCGUCAUACUACGGGAUGGACGACGAUGGAGCUGGGAUGUACUAUAAUGAAAUUUGUUUUGACGGAUUGCCAGUGGGAAACAUUGUAAAUUUACUUUGGAAUAUGAUCGUUAGUGUUAGUUUCCAGUUCGUUGGGUUUCUGCUCACAUAUAUUCUACACACUUCCCAUGCUGCUAAGCAGGGCUCUCGUUUUGGACUGGGGCUGACGUUUUUGGGGUACGCUUAUUCGAUGGUUCCAAACGAUGUAACAUCGAAAAUCGGAAAAACGAAAAAGUUAGAUAGAUUAGAACCAGAUGAUCCAAACGAAUACGAUGAUAUGCAUCUUUAUUCUGGCAGUACUCAGCAAGAUGAAUUCGAGUCAGAUUUGAGUCACGGUGUUGAUGAGCAAAAGGCACGGACUCCAUUUUUGGUAGUGGUUUUGAUAGUAUUGGGGUUUUUCAUCAUGACGAAGAGUCUAUAUGACUACAUUUCGGUCAAGAAAAAGGAGAAACGCUACCUUGCGCAGGAGCAGGUUUAA
Molecule: messenger RNA, 846 nt
Organism: Lachancea fermentati
Lineage: Eukaryota; Fungi; Ascomycota; Saccharomycetes; Saccharomycetales; Saccharomycetaceae
Source: the annotation of a GenBank genome assembly